CUGUCAUAUGAUCAGCUUCCCGUUUGUUUGUGUUCAUGCAGCAAGCUAACCGCUUCCCACUAUGAAACCUCCUCAUCUGUAUCCAAACUAAACAUUUAAUCCACACCGACCCCACCUCAAUCACUCAAACAGAUCCUAGGAAGUCAACAUAGACAGAUCAAAGGGAUUUGAAGCUUAAAAUAUAGAUUUAUAAUGUCGAUGGAGUACGAGGAGCAGCUAGCCGGAAGCCUGGUGGACUCUUUCCCCAAAGAUUUCGGCUACGGCGUGGAAAACAUGGACAUGAUGCAGGAGAACAUGGAAAACUCUCCCUCUGCAGACAAUAAACCCAGAAUCCUGCUGAUGGGACUGAGGAGAAGCGGGAAGUCCUCCAUCCAGAAGGUGGUGUUUCAUAAGAUGUCUCCCAAUGAGACGCUGUUCCUGGAGAGCACCAACAAGAUCUACAAGGACGACAUCUCCGGCAGUUCCUUCGUGAACUUUCACAUAUGGGACUUUCCAGGGCAGGUGGACUUUUUCGACCCGACCUUCGAUUACGAGAUGAUUUUCAGGGGCACCGGCGCGCUGAUCUUCGUCAUCGAUGCUCAGGAUGACUAUGUUGAAGCAUUAGGGCGGCUACAUCUCACUGUGUCGCGGGCGUUCAGGGUGAACCCGGAGAUCAAUUUUGAGGUGUUUAUACAUAAGGUGGACGGGUUAUCAGACGAUCAUAAGAUAGAGACGCAGAGAGACAUUCAUCAGAGAGCUAAUGAUGAUCUAGCUGACGCCAGUCUGGAAAAGCUUCACCUCAGUUUCUAUCUGACCAGCAUCUAUGAUCACUCCAUAUUUGAGGCCUUCAGUAAAGUGGUCCAGAAACUCAUCCCUCAACUUCCCACACUGGAAAACCUCCUCAACAUAUUCAUCUCUAAUUCUGGGAUUGAGAAAGCGUUCCUGUUCGACGUGGUCAGUAAGAUCUACAUCGCCACGGACAGCUCUCCGGUGGACAUGCAGUCGUACGAGCUCUGCUGUGACAUGAUCGAUGUCGUCAUUGACGUCUCGUGUAUUUAUGGUCUAAAAGACGACGGCAACGGUAACGCUUAUGAUAAAGAGUCUCUGGCCAUCAUAAAGUUGAACAACACCACAGUGCUUUACCUGAAGGAGGUCACCAAGUUCCUGGCUCUGGUCUGCAUCCUGAGAGAGGAGAGCUUCGAGAGGAAAGGUUUGAUAGACUACAACUUCCACUGCUUUCGAAAGGCCAUCCACGAGGUAUUCGAGGUGAGCAGCUCCACCCAGAGGACGGGAGUGGCGGUGCAGUCCAGCCCCCCCAGCAGCAGCGGUAACGGCCUGUCCCGGCUCAAAUCAGCAGCGCUCAACGGUACACCUAGGAGCCUGGUUUAACCUAGGACACACGGACCUCUGAGAACACAGGCCUUCACACUAGUGCGCUGAACAUGCGCUAAGGUACACGUGAGAUUACUGGAGCGUUUCUCUAGCUAUACCUGCAGUUCCAGGACCUGAGAGACACAACAGGACACUCAUACAGGAGAGACUACAUUGCUGCUUUUUAUGAUAUUUUGGUGUGUGUGUGUGUGUGUGUGUGUGUGAGAGAGAGAGAGAGAGAGAGAUUGUGUGCAAACACAACAUCAGCUGUUGUAAUAGAAGGGAAAUGGAAAACUUUAGUUUAGCCAACAGAAUGAGACGCAAUGAAAUGGUGUUACACUGAGCAAAUCUAGACUCAAAACUAGUGAGCUGCCUAUAAUUUUUUUAAUCCUUAUGUGUUUAAGGUGGCUAAAAGUGCUGUCUAGGUGUGGCAAUCCACUUUUCAGUGGUUUGCGUGUGAAUCUCAAACAUGUUCAAGUGAUAUUUCACCAAAAAAUCUAAAUGAGAAAAUUGCUUAUGUAAAAUUUAGCCGGUUUGUAGCUGCAUUAAGAUGUUUACAUUGUUUUUAACAAAACACAUUUUACCCAAAUUCUCAUAAUUGCUGAAAGGUAACUUUUUUUUGUAAUUCUCAGUUUUUCAUUACUUUAAUGCAGUAUUUUUAUUAUAAUAAAUACUGUAUUAUAUAAAUCAGUAUAAAUUUGUACGAUAAAUUUAUUUGCCAUUCAAAAUAAUAUAUUUUUCACAUUUUUAAUGAGAAUAUAGUUGUUGUUUUUUUACAGUAUUAAGAAUUUGGUUAAAAUGGUGCUUUCAUUAAAAUAUUGUCACAAUGUAACGACUAGAUUAGAAAUAGGCUUCAUUUUCUUUAAGCAAUAUCUUUCCUAUUUCAUUCUUUUGAUUUGGGGUGAAAAAUGACCUGGACAUGUUAGAUUCACCCAUGAAACAGAUCUGUUAAUGCAGUUUCACUCCCUUUUGUAGCAAAAUUCCCAGACCUUUAAGAUUGCGGUUGUUAAUAUUGGCCAGUCCUGUGAUUGUGUUGGCUGUCGCUGUUAUUUACUCCUGACCUACACAAAGGGAAAGACGUUUUCGAACGUCAUCAUGUUUCUGUGAACCUACAGCAAAAUGAAUCACAUACAGAGACUUUUAUAAGCAUCUGCCCAGACCAACAGGAAGAGUGUGUUUUGCCAUUAAAGGGUUUUUCCACAGUUGUGAUAUACUGAGAUAUGUGGGGAAUAAUAAUGCUCAAGUUUGUUGAAUAUGAGAUAAAGGUAUUAUGUUUUCAAAUGACAAGUCCCAGGGUCCAAAAUAACCCUUUUUUACAUGAUUCAUUGUUUUAGUCAUGUUCAAAAAUUCCCCUUUCUUGAAAUGAUAUAAUGUGGGCUGUGUGUGUCUAUGUAAAUGUGUACAAGAAACUCACUGCUGAAUGUGAUUGUAGAAUGAGUGUAUGUUAUUUUUUUUUCUAAUAAAGUGUAAAAGAAUAAGAUAUUAAUUUUGUGAUUGAAUUAUAAAGAUUAUUACUUGUAAAAUAUCAGGAAAAUGAUAUUUGUUUACUUAUGGUAUAUUUUGUCUCAGAGCACGCUGAUAAAUUAAAGCUAUAUUCAUUUGA
Messenger RNA from Pimephales promelas (fathead minnow), 2953 nucleotides. It is a transcript of the gene rragcb, whose product is annotated as Ras-related GTP binding Cb. Gene Ontology annotation, biological process: cellular response to starvation; negative regulation of autophagy; positive regulation of TORC1 signaling. The record is from RefSeq and is a predicted model, not a curated record. NCBI's taxonomy places the organism in Eukaryota, Metazoa, Chordata, Actinopteri, Cypriniformes, Leuciscidae. Gene Ontology annotation, cellular component: lysosome; Gtr1-Gtr2 GTPase complex; nucleus. Gene Ontology annotation, molecular function: GTP binding; GTPase activity.